This is a messenger RNA of Arachis stenosperma, 1742 nucleotides long. Its product is annotated as protein ROH1-like. The transcript is spliced from 2 exons. Bases 120 to 1304 code for a protein of 394 amino acids. NCBI's taxonomy places the organism in Eukaryota, Viridiplantae, Streptophyta, Magnoliopsida, Fabales, Fabaceae. The record is from RefSeq and is a predicted model, not a curated record.
UAGGAUAUUUAUAUAACUCCCGCGUUCUCUCUUCUCUUUUACACCUCUAAUCUUAUUUUUUUCCUCCUUUUUGUUUCUCUUUCAGUUUCUCCUGUUAUUGAUUCCAGAAGAAGAAGAAGAUGCCUGCGACGACAGAGAACAACCACAAUCAGGGAUCGUUCCUGGGGAGAAUAAGCAUCAGAAGGAACCAGGUGAUGUCGAUGUCAAUGGACGGCACCCACGACACGGAGUGCGAGGAGAUGGAGCUAUUUCAGAGGCACGUGGCGGAGAGAAUCGCGGAGCUGCUGUCGUGCACGGAUGAGCCGGAGGCAUUCAUGUCCAUCGGGUGGCUGAGGAAGCUUCUAGACGAGUUUCUGUGCUGCGAGGCAGAGUUCAAGGCUGUACUCCUCAUGGGAAGGGACCCAUUCCAGAUCGCCAAGCCACCUCUCGACAAGCUCCUCCCUGAGCUCCUUGACCGCAUCAUCAAGUCUCUCGACGUCUGCAAUGCCGUCUCCCUCGGAAUCGAUUCCCUCAGGAACAUCCAGCGCCUCGCCGAAAUCGUCCUCUCUGCCCUCGAACAGACCCUCAUCGGAGACGGCCAGGUCCGCCGUGCCAAGAAGGCCCUCUCCGCCCUCCUCAGCGCCAUGCUCCACGAGGACAAGGACGGCGGCAUCACCAAGGGCACCGAGCGCAGUCGCUCAUUCGGUCGUCGCGGCAACAAGGAUAAGGACCGGUCUGCCGCUUCCCCCUUCCGCUCCCUCUCCUGGACCAUGCCCAAGAACUGGUCUGCCGCCAAGCAAAUUCAUGCCAUGUCAUCCAACCUGGCAGCUCCACGUGGCAACGAGUCGUCCGGCCUUGCCCUCCCUGUUUUCAUAAUGAACACCGUUUUGGUUUUCGUUCUAUGGACAUUGGUUGCAGCACUUCCAUGCCAGGAGAGGAGUGGGCUUGGGACCCACUUCCAGAUGCCUAGGAAUUUGAGCUGGGCCCAGCCUAUCACUGCGCUUCAGGAGAGGAUCUCCGAGGAGUGGAAGAAGAAGGAGAAGAAAGGUACGGUGGGGCUGUUGGAGGAGAUGCAGAAGAUGGAGAAGAUUGCGCAAUGGCUCCUUGAUUUUGCGGACUCAUUCCAGUUCCCUGCCGAGGCUGACAAAUUGGAGGAAGUUAAGGCGCAGGUGGAGGAGUUGGCUGAUAUAUGCCGGAAGAUGGAGGAAGGGUUGGAGCCAUUGCAGAUGCAGAUUAGAGAGGUCUUCCAUAGAGUUGUCAGGACCAGAACUGAGUUCCUUCAUGUGUUGGACCAAGCUGCCAAAUUGAAUAUACCCACUUCCUAAACAACUUCCAUAACUGCACCCUCUUUUUCACUCUCUCUUUUCUUUUUCCCCUUAUUUUCUUGUUUAAAAGAAUCCCCUUUUGUGAAGGGCACUUUCAGAACCAACAUGGACAGUUCAACGAGGUUGGUUUCUGUGGGUGGGGGGUUAAUUUAAAAUUCUUUACAAGAUUCAUGGUAUUCUGUUGUGUAAAGGAAAAAGACGAAAAAGAUGUUGCUUGGGGUUGGAAGAAAGACAUGCAUUCAUCUAGAAAUUAAGCAAAAGUUUUCCCCUUAUUAUAUCACUUAUUAACAAGCUUACUUUAACUUAUAUUUUUCUCGUUUAGUUUUACAUUUCCAAAGGAGCUAGUAUUAAUUGUCUAGUACAUCCAGAAAUGAUGGUAUAUUGGUAUAGGAGCUAGUAUUAAUUUUUAUUUGAUUGGUAGUUGUUCAUGUUGUUCAA